ACACACAGGAAGUGAGUUUUCAUCGCCUGCUGCAGCCUCUCAGUGUCCGUCGAGAUCAGGGUUACACAGUAGUGAAGAAGACAUACGGUGAAUGUAAGUCACCCAGCAGCCGCCCCUGUGUGUCAGGAGGACUGAGCAGGACCCAGUGCCCCAUCACGGUGCCUCCACCUCACUCACUGAUACAUGAGAGGCACAAUGACCAGAGGAUCCUGGAACUCACCAACAAGAUCAUUCAGCUGCUGACUGGAGAGGAGGGGGAGUAUAUAGAGGAACACAGGGGUCUGUACAAGGACGUGAUGAUGGAGAAUCAACGGCCCCUCACAUCACUGGAUGGACCCAGUAACAGAGAUACCCCAGAGAGAUGUCCCCGUCGUCUGUAUUCCCAGGACUGUACAGAGGAGAAUCACAGGAUCCCACAGGAGGAUCAGGGUGAAGAUCUUACAAAUAUAAAUGUAGAACAGACAUAUGUGACUGAUAUGAAGGCAGAAGAUAUAGAGGGAGAAGAAGAGACGUAUGUGACUGAUAUGAAGGCAGAAGAUAUAGAGGGAGAAGAAGAGAGGUAUGUGACUGAUAUGAAGGUAGAAGAUAUAGAGGGAGAAGGCGAGACGUAUGUGACUGAUAUGAAGGCAGAAGAUAUAGAGGGAGAAGAAGAGACGUAUGUGACUGAUAUGAAGGCAGAAGAUAUAGAGGGAGAAGGCGAGACGUAUGUGACUGAUAUGAAGGCAGAAGAUAUAGAGGGAGAAGAAGAGACGUAUGUGACUGAUAUGAAGGCAGAAGAUAUAGAGGGAGAAGAAGAGACGUAUGUGACUGAUAUGAAGGUAGAAGAUAAAGAGGGAGAAGGCGAGACGUAUGUGACUGAUAUGAAGGCAGAAGAUAUAGAGGGAGAAGACGAGACGUAUGUGACUGAUAUAAAGGCAGAGGAUACAGAGGGAGAAGAAGAGACGUAUGUGACUGAUAUGAAGGCAGAAGAUACAGAGGGAGAAGAAGAGAUAUAUGUGACUGAUAUGAAGGCGGAAGAUAUAGAGGGAGAAGAAGAGACGUAUGUGACUGAUAUGAAGGUAGAAGAUAUAGAGGGAGAAGGCGAGACGUAUGUGACUGAUAUGAAGGCAGAAGAUAUAGAGGGAGAAGAAGAGACGUAUGUGACUGAUAUGAAGGCAGAAGAUAUAGAGGGAGAAGAAGAGACGUAUGUGACUGAUAUGAAGACAGAAGAUACAGAGGGAGAAGAAGAGACGUAUGUGACUGAUAUGAAGGUAGAAGAUAUAGAGGGAGAAGACGAGACGUAUGUGACUGAUAUAAAGGCAGAAGAUACAGAGGGAGAAGAAGAGACGUAUGUGACUGAUAUGAAGACAGAAGAUACAGAGAGAGAAGAAGAGACGUAUGUGAGGGGUGAUCAGCAGUGUAAGGAGGAGGAAAUCCCUACAGAUAGCAGCACAGAUGGCGGCACAAGCAGGAAUGCCUUGGAAGGAAAUCUUAUCUUGCCUGCAGAUACUGACAUAGAAGAUAACAUCGCACGGGAUACUCCAGGAGACAGCCCCGUUAUGCUAAAUAUACAUCCAGUACCUCUCAGUGCAGAUAUAUCAUCUGAUCCCCCUAACUGCGAGGACUGUUCUCCUAAUACCUCAGAUUUUGUUACACAUCGUGCAGCUUAUACACCUGAUAAAGUAUUUCCCUGUUCCGAGUGUGGGAAAUGUUUCACAAAGAAAUCAAAACUAGUUGCACAUCAGAGAAGUCACACAGGAGACAAACCAUUUCCAUGCUCUGAGUGUGGGAAAUGUUUCCCACAUAAAUCAACUUUAAUUAUACAUCAGAGACAUCACACAGGUGAGAGGCCUUUUCUAUGCCGUGAGUGUGGUAAAUGUUUUACACUGAAAUCAAAUCUUGUUAGACAUCAGAAAAGUCACACAGAUGAGAGGCCAUUUCCGUGUUCUGAGUGUGGAAAAUGUUUCAUACAUAAAUCAGAUCUUAUUAAACAUCAGAGAAGUCACACAGGUGAGCAACCAUUUCCGUGCUCUGAUUGUGGGAAAUGUUUUACACUGAAACAAAAUCUUGUUGCACAUUUGAGCUCUCACACAGGUGAGAAACCAUUUCCAUGCUCUGAGUGUGGGAAAUGUUUCGCACAUAAAUCAGCUCUAGUUAUACAUCAGAGACGUCACACAGGUGAGCAACAAUUUCCGUGCUCUGAGUGUGGGAAAAAUUUUUCACGCAAAUCAGAUCUAGUUAGACAUCAGAGAAGUCACACAGGUGAGAAACCAUUUACAUGCUCUGAGUGUGGGAAAUGUUUUACACUGAAACAUAGUCUUGUUGUACAUUUGAGGUGUCACACAGGUGAGAAAUCAUUUCCAUGCUCUGAGUGUGGGAAAUGUUUCGCACACAAAUCAGCUCUAGUUAUACAUCAGAGACGUCACACAGGUGAGCAACCAUUUCCGUGCUCUGAGUGUGGGAAAUGUUUUACACUGAAACAAAAUCUUGUUGCACAUUUGAGCUAUCACACAGGUGAGAAACCAUAUCCAUGCUCUGAGUGUGGGAAAUGUUUCGCACAUAAAUCAGCUAUAGUUAUACAUCAGAGACGUCACGCAGGUGAGCAACCCUUUCUGUGCUCCGAGUGUGGGAAAUGUUUUACACUCAAAUCAGAUCUAGUUAGACAUCAGAGACGUCAUGCAGGUGAGCAACCAUUUCCGUGCUCUCAGUGUGGGAAAUGUUUUACACUCAAAUCAGAUCUAGUUAGACAUCAGAGAAGUCACACAGGUGAGAAACCAUUUACAUGCUCUGAGUGUGGGAAAUGUUUUACACUGAAAUCAAAUCUUGUUGCACAUUUGAGAUGUCACACAGGUGAGAAACCAUUUCCAUGCUCUGAGUGUGGGAAAUGUUUUACAAAUAAAUCCGAUCUUGUUAAACAUCAGAGAAUCCACACAGGUGAGAAGCCAUUUCCAUGUUCCGAGUGUGGGAAAUGUUUUACACACAAAUCAGAUCUUGUUAAACAUCAGAGAAUCCACACAGGUGAGAGGCCAUUUCCAUGCUCUGAGUGUGGGAAAUGUUUUACACAGAAAUCAGCUCUUGUUAUACAUCAGAGAACUCACACAGGAGAAUAGCCAUUUCCAUGUCCUGAGUGUUGGAAAUGUUUUACACACAAAUCACAUCUUUUUAGACAUCAGAUUUAACACAGUAGAAAAGCAUUUCUAUGAGCUGAUACAAAACAGGGUUGUAGCACAGCUCCCGUCACACAGUAUUUGAACAAAUUAAGUUAACCAUCCGCAGACAAUUGGAAUGGAUGUCAUAUAAGACUGGAGUAGAUCACUCGGGUUAAACUAAAGUGUAAUAACAGACCACAUUAUUGUUUUGUAGCAUCUACAUCUUGUGCAUUUCAGUUAAACACGUAACAAGAUAAAUUUGCAUUAUUUUUUAAAACAGAUUUUAUUAUGGAAACUCAGUAAAAUCCAACUUUCUCCGGCAGGGUCCACAGGAUAACAAUGGGAUAUCAUGGAGCGUCAGCAGAUUGGCACCAAUCACUCAAAGCUUUCUGGCCUCCAAGGAUGCAAUGGGCCCGUCCAUAUAUCCCUGCCCACUGGCUCAGGCAAAUCAUUUUUUUGUUUGGUGCGGCAGGAGCCGGACCAUGUUCAGAAGGCUGCUGCUCUUUGCAGCCCUAAGCUUUGUUAUUUUAUUUUUAUAGUCUUGCUAUGUUUUUUUGAGUGAUCUUUCUAAACAGAGUCUUAUACACAUAUUGGAAAGAGUCCCUCCAACAACUCUCCGCCAGGUCGCAACAACGCUUACCUACGAGUACAGUGCUGUUUCGGCAGGUGUCUGUGUCGGAUAUGCUAGCAAGUCCAUCAGACCUUACCAGGCUGUGGCCGGAGCACGGGGAGAAGGUAAGACAUCGGUUCCCCUUAGCUAGAUGGAAUACGGACACAGCCGCACUGUUUUGGGAGGAGACUACCAAACAGUAGCUGAUGCACCACCACCCCGGGUGUUCUAGCGCUAGGACUUAGGGAUCAUAGGCUGCAGGAUUAGUGUGAGGCCGCGAUCCCUAGGGUUGAUGUCAGUAGGGGGAGUCAGACGAUCUCCUGGUCGCCCCUCUCCCAGGUUCAUGACCAGUUUCCGCCGAGUCUCCCGCCAUGAACUGUUUCCUCGCUUUUGCCCAGAUGCUAUCACGAGGGGAUCUGGUCGCAGCUUAGGCGGCUGUGUGACCGGUGCGUCUGUGUUCACUGAUUGCUACCAGGAGUGGACCCGGUUGCAGCAUAGGCGGCUGUAUAACUGGUGCGUCUGUAUUCACUCAGCGUCUGUGUUCACUAUAGGUUCGUGGAGCGGCAGUGUACACUAGUAGCGCUGGAUCCACUCAGCGUUCGCUAACGUAUUGAUCGAUCCUGGAAGUGAGGCGAGUCUCCCUGUAUCCCACUCUGCUGAGUACGGGUUAUACAGCACUAAAAUCUCUUUUUUUUUAGUACGUAAAGUUAGAUAAGUGCCUAUUGCAUAUGAGUCUGUUACAUUUACUGUUGUUUCUCCAUUGCGUCUGAAUACGCUAGAUCAGUUAAACAUCAUCAGUAACUUAUUCUCCUACAUACUUAAAAGAUAUGUUUGUAGUUGAUGUUAUGAUCAUACUGCUAAUUAUAAUAAUGUAUAACAUGUGACUGACUACUAGUGUAUAUAGAUUCUAUAUAUUGUAAGCUUGCGAGCAGGGACUUCCUACCUCUGACUGUUUGUUAUCACCCAUUUUGUUAGUGUUAUUUCAAAUUGUAAAGCGCAACGGAAUUUGCUACGCUAUAUAAGAAACUUAAUAAAUAAAUAAUAAAAUAA
Pseudophryne corroboree (corroboree frog) is the source of this 4788-nucleotide messenger RNA. RefSeq names its product zinc finger protein 271-like. NCBI's taxonomy places the organism in Eukaryota, Metazoa, Chordata, Amphibia, Anura, Myobatrachidae. Gene Ontology annotation, cellular component: nucleus. Gene Ontology annotation, biological process: regulation of gene expression. Bases 297 to 3089 code for a protein of 930 amino acids. The record is from RefSeq and is a predicted model, not a curated record. The transcript is spliced from 6 exons.